GAACCAGGACAAGUGUGGAAUAUAAACAGAUUAUUAACGCACUCAGAGGCCAAGUGCUCUCUGCUGCAGGGAACUUUGCCUCGUGGGUAUUUUUGUUACACACACAUUUAGGAAGAGCUGCAGACUCCAGGACACAGUAAGUGUUUGGUAAAUAUGGGUCACCUCAGUCGAGUAUUACAGGCCAGUACCAUUUACAGAAAAGCUGUUUCCAAAUGCGUCCACUGGAGGUUCAGCAGUGCCACCAGCCACACAACUGAGAAGAGUGUCCCAUAUACCACAACAUUAAAAGAGGAGAGUCCUGCAUCCAAAGGCCCUACCAAACCUCUACCUCGCUCUGCAGAUGUUGUAGUCAUAGGCGGGGGAAGCUUGGGAUGUCAGACCACUUACCACUUAGUCAAGAUGGGUAUGAAGAAUGUGGUCUUACUUGAAAGGGACCGUCUGACUUCUGGAACCACAUGGCAUACAGCAGGUCUCCUUUGGCAGCUGCGCCCUAGUGACGUUGAGGUGGAACUAUUGGCUCACACCCAUAAUGUGGUCAGCAAAGACCUGGAACAAGAGACCGGACUGCACACUGGGUGGAUACAGAAUGGAGGACUCUUCAUUGCAUCGAACAAGCAGCGACUUGAUGAGUAUAAGCGGCUCAUGUCUCUGGGUAAAGUGUACGGUGUGGAGUCGUACGUCUUGUCUCCCGCAGAGACUAAGGACCUCUAUCCACUAAUGAAUGUGGAUGAUCUCUAUGGCACUCUCUAUGUUCCAAAAGAUGGCACUAUGGAUCCUGCAGGGACCUGCACCACACUGGCAAGGGCUUCUACUGCCAGGGGGGCACAAGUUAUUGAAAACUGCCCAGUGACUGGCAUUCAGGUGAAGACAGACGACUUCGGAGUGAGACGUGUGGUGGGUGUCGAGACAGAACAUGGCACAGUGCAGACCCCAUGUGUAGUUAAUUGUGCAGGUGUCUGGGCACGAAAGCUCGGGCAGCUGGCUGGAGUCAACGUCCCUCUAGUUGCCAUGCAUCAUGCGUACGUGGUCACAGAGCGAAUCGAGGGUAUUCAGAACAUGCCAAAUGUUCGGGACCACGACGCUUCAGUGUAUCUGCGUCUCCAAGGUGACGCUUUGUCAGUGGGCGGAUAUGAGUCAAAUCCAAUAUUCUGGGAAGAGGUCUCAGAUAAGUUUGCUUUCGGUCUCUUUGAUCUGGACUGGGAUGUUUUCAUGCAGCACAUUCAAGGAGCCAUCAACCGGGUUCCAGCGCUGGAGAAAACCGGUAUCAAAUCCACUGUUUGUGGCCCAGAAUCCUUCACUGCAGACCACAAACCGCUAUUAGGGGAGUCUCCUGAGGUCAGAGGGUUUUUCCUGGGCUGCGGAUUUAACAGCGCAGGAAUGAUGCUUGGUGGGGGCUGUGGAAAGGAGCUGGCGCACUGGAUUAUACACGGACGCCCUGAAAAAGAUAUGUAUGGAUAUGACAUCAGGAGGUUCCAUCAUUCUUUGACCAACCACAACCGUUGGAUGCGAGAACGAAGUCAUGAGUCGUACGCCAAAAACUACUCCGUUGUUUUCCUCUAUGAUGAACCUAUGGCUGGGAGGAACAUGAGAAAGGACCCUUUGUAUGAGGAGCUUCUGAAACAAGGCUGCGUGUUCCAGGAAAGACACGGCUGGGAACGACCCGGUUGGUUUAACCCAGAGGGGCCAGCUCCGGUUCUGGACUACGAUUAUUAUGGUGCUUAUGGCAUGAAUCCCCAUCAAGACUACACGUAUAGUCGUCUGCUAGAGAAGGAGUACACGUUUGACUUUCCCCCUCAUCAUGAUGUGAUCAAGAGCGAGUGCCUUAUGUGCCGACACCGAGUGGCUGUUUUUAACAUGUCCUACUUUGGAAAGUUCUACCUGGUUGGGCCAGAUGCCAAGAAGGCGGCUAAUUGGCUGUUUACCGCUGAUGUCAACAAGCCCCCUGGUGCCACUGUGUACACUUGCAUGUUAAACAAUCACGGCGGUACAGAGAGCGAUCUCACAGUAAGCAGCAUUGCGCCAGGUGCAGCAGCGUCAGUGCUUGCGCCUCAAUUUGAAGGUGACGGCUAUUACCUCGCUAUUGGUGGAGCUGUAGCUCAGCACAAUUGGAGUCACAUUAACACCGUUAUACAGGAUGAGGAGUUCAAGUGCAAACUGAUCGACUGUUCCGAAGACCUCGGCAUGAUUAGCAUCCAAGGGCCUGCCAGCCGCUCAGUCUUGGAGGAAGUGCUAGAUGAGGACCUUAGCAAUGAGGCGUUCCCAUUCUCCACGCACAAGCUGGUGAUGGCUGCAGGGUUCAAGGUGCGUGCCAUCCGCCUGUCCUUUGUUGGAGAGAUGGGGUGGGAGCUGCAUAUGCCAAAAGAGGCCUGUGUCCCUGUUUACCAGGCGGUAAUGAAGGCAGGUGCCAAGAACGGCAUUGGCAAUGCUGGAUAUCGAGCUAUUGAUUCUCUCAGCAUUGAGAAAGGAUACCGGCACUGGCACGCAGACCUGCGCCCUGAUGAUUCUCCAUUGGAAGCUGGGUUGGCAUUCACCUGUAAGCUAAAAUCCAGCACUCCGUUCCUUGGGAGGCCGGCGCUAGAGAAGCAGAAGGCUGAGGGUCUCCGGAAGCGCCUGGUGUGCUUCACUAUUAAUGAGAAGGUUCCCUUCUUCGGAUUGGAGGCGAUUUGGAGGAACGGUAAACCAGUGGGUCACAUUCGCAGAGCGGAUUAUGGAUUUGCCAUCAACAAGACUAUUGCAUACGGCUAUGUCCGUAAUCCUGAUGGGGGACCUGUCACGCUGGAUUUUGUCCGUAGUGGAGAAUAUGCUCUGGAGAGAAUGGGGGUCACCUAUCCCGCUGAGGCUCAUCAGAAGUCACCGUUUGACCCCAGCAACAUGAGAGUGAAAGGAUUUUAUUAAUCUGAUCAAAUAAAAAGCGCCUCUGCGAGGGCCACACUGGUUGUGUCAGCACAAAGAUAACCCGCCACUGAUUUAAUUAGGUGCAGCGAUUAACCCUUUAUCUCAGAGCUGACUGUAAUUUACUGCGUCACCACAUAGGACAUGAGUUUCCUGAUUAGACUGAGGACUAGUGACGAUAAUUCUGUGGUGCGCCCCUCUUCGUCUUCAGGCAGCAUCCAAACCACUAUAUAUUGUGAAUCAUCUCCUAAAUUAAACCAAAAAACAAAUGAUAAUGACAGAUUGAUAGAUGAAAAAUAAAGGUAAGAAUCUCUGUGCUCAUCUUAAAAAAAACUACACUGUGAAGCUUUUUAUUUUUUUAUUUAAAUAACAUCUGUUUUAUUUUGUUACCAAACAUAUAAAAGCAUUCAAAUAAUUGUAUUUCUAAAA
This is a messenger RNA of Bombina bombina (fire-bellied toad), 3321 nucleotides long. It is a transcript of the gene SARDH, whose product is annotated as sarcosine dehydrogenase. NCBI's taxonomy places the organism in Eukaryota, Metazoa, Chordata, Amphibia, Anura, Bombinatoridae. The record is from RefSeq and is a predicted model, not a curated record. Bases 154 to 2895 code for a protein of 913 amino acids. Gene Ontology annotation, molecular function: protein binding; oxidoreductase activity. Gene Ontology annotation, cellular component: mitochondrion. The transcript has 21 exons.